Molecule: messenger RNA, 1938 nt
Organism: Sclerotinia sclerotiorum 1980 UF-70
Lineage: Eukaryota; Fungi; Ascomycota; Leotiomycetes; Helotiales; Sclerotiniaceae
Exons: 2
Coding region: 1-1938 (645 amino acids)
Biological process (GO): protein secretion
Cellular component (GO): endoplasmic reticulum membrane
Molecular function (GO): guanyl-nucleotide exchange factor activity; protein binding; GTPase activator activity
Source: RefSeq, a predicted model, not a curated record
AUGGCUCCUUUAAUACCGUCUGCUAAAUCGACCUUGUCCUAUCCUUUAUAUGCUUGUGAUUUCGAUCCUAUAGAUUCGUCCAGAUUGGUGGUUGGUGGGGGCGGAGGAGCUGGGAGGACGGGUGUGGGAAAUAAGAUUACCCUUUUGGACACUUCAAACCCAAAUGAGCUUGUUGAAGCGGCGGAGAUAGAUCUCAGCAAGGAAGAGGAUAAUGUCACCAGUCUUGCAGUCGGUCAGCCUCAAGGAAAGACAAGCUUGAUCUAUGCAGGAGUGAACUCCAGUCCGGAGGAAUUUGGCAAGGGAAAUAAUGCGCAUUUUCGAGUUAUUGGAAUAGAGCCAGUUGCCAAAGGGAAGGGAAAGAAUACACAGCCUGUUGCGACAACGAGCAAAUUAUCCGAGAUUUCGAGAAUUUCAUUAUUUACUCAUGUGGAAAGGGAUUUAUACCAAAGAGUCAUCCGGCUUUCACGGUCCUAUCCAGGACAAUCACAAUGGGGUGCAGUUGCGACUGGACUUGCGAAGGAUUCCGAAGUCGUACUUUUUAAAACGGCGCGAACGGGUCCACCUAAAUCUAAGGGUGCCAUAAAAUUGGCGAAGGAGGCUGUUGAUAUGGAUUUCAUACAAACUGGAAAAGACGAUUAUCUUUUUGCAUAUGCCGAUGAAUAUGAUAUCUAUGUGAAGAAGCUUGGCUCAAUGGAUGAUGGGGCGGAAUCUGAGUGUGUAUAUAUUACACCAGCCUCAAGAGGCAAGGAGAAAGUUACAUUACCAUCUUUCAGGUCGAUAAGGUGGCUGACGAAGGACUUUAUUGUCAUGCUCACGAAUAUACACAGCCAAGGAGGAGUGGUACUACAGAUUCUCAGACUACCUCCAAGCGGCAAAGGACAAUGCAGAAUUGCGCAAUCACAUCGACUUCCAUCCAGUAUAACGAAAGCUACUGGACUUGCAGUCUCCAAUCUUACACCACCGGUGACUCCUGAUGAAGAACAAGGCUACACUCAAUUUGUCAUUGCGGUCGCCGGUCACGAUAUCUCCAUUUCUCUCUUCAAAGUUGAUCUCCAGCAUGAAUUAAAUAACUACUUAGUCACACCUAUCAAACCCUUCCGAACGUUCAAGAAUGUUCACCCUCUUCAAAUCACAGGCAUUACAUUCUCAAAUUUUACACCACCUACGGGACCCGUCACUGCAAGUACUCCUCCUCAAUACCUCAAGUUAGCUAGUGUAGGCGUCAGCAACACAGUCAUCGUCCACACUCUCCCUCUAUUCCCUGUCCCUCUUUCCGUAAAAAGAGGUCAAUCACACACACCUCGUUACGUCGUUGCUCUUCCUUCAAGUAAAGCAAUUUACUCGUUUGGAAUCAUCCUUUCUAUGCUCGUAGCAGUAUUUGCAGCAAUCAUGAUGCAAAGCAUCUUAGAGAUCAGAGGAGUAGUAGAACCACAUUUAGGAGCAGCAAAUUACCUACCUAUACCAUUACAAGAAGCAAUCGGAAAGCCAUACAUAUUCCCCUCCCAUUACAACGCACUCGGUACACAAGCCUCUACCUCCUCCAUCCCCCCCAGUUCAUCAGACACCUCCCCCUCCCCCUCUUCCCCAGACUUCUUCGCCUCCCUCCGAUCCCCCGUCCCCAACUCCCCCCCAUCUCGAAUCUACCUACACCACGGGCCCCCCAUCCCAGAUAUCCCCGCCGCCGUCGAAAAUCAAGAAAAAAAAAUCACUUCCCCCGAUACCUCUCCAUUAAUCCACGCCGUUCUCCACGACGCGGAUAAACAUACCGGGAAAUCAUGGGAUGAAUUAACGGCGCCGCAAAAAGAAUCUUGGAAGAGGAAAUUGAAGGAUGCGGGGCACUGGGUUGAGGGGAUGGGAGAGGCGAUUUUUAAGGGCGUGGUUUUUGGGGAGUUGAGGGAUUUGGUUGGCGCGGCGGUUGUGCAGGCUGCUGCUGUGUAG